This is a messenger RNA of Adineta ricciae, 1884 nucleotides long. The record is from the annotation of a GenBank genome assembly. NCBI's taxonomy places the organism in Eukaryota, Metazoa, Rotifera, Eurotatoria, Adinetida, Adinetidae.
AUGAUUCUUACUGAUCGUUCUCUUGUACACGACACAUCACGUCGACGAGGUGUCGAAUUUGGUAAUGAUCAAUCAGCGAACGCAGCUCGGUCAUCUGGUCGACAUAUGUCGAUCAGUCAUCAUGGUCCUAUGCAUGAUCUUCUCAGUGUUAGCAGUGCAGCUGCACCAGGCGAUAGUGAAGUCCCGCAAACAUCAAUUGCUAAUUGUCUUGUGCCCGGUAGUUUAGCAGUUGCUGCCAGCAAAAAAUCAUCAACACUCCUACCAUUGUUUAUGUUAGAGAAGAACAAGGCAUUUUCUCGUCCACUCGAUGAAGAGUUAACUCUCGAAGAACAAUUAGAAGCAUCCAAACAUCCCGAUUUUGAAUCAACGGAACGUGUUGUCAUUAAUGUCUCCGGUUUGAAAUUUGAAACGCAAUUGCAGACUUUGAAUAAUUUUCCUCGAACACUACUCGGUAAUCCUUCUCGACGUGUCUGUUUCUUUGAUCCGCUACGAAACGAAUACUUUUUCGAUCGAAACCGGCCAAGUUUCGAUGCGAUUCUCUACUAUUAUCAAUCUAACGGUCGACUUCGACGUCCAAAUCAUGUGCCGAUCGAUGUAUUCACAGAAGAAAUCAAAUUCUUUGAAUUGGGUGAAGACGCAUUCAAUAAAUUUCGUGAAGACGAAGGUUUCAUCAAAGAAGAAGAACGCAUAUUACCCAAGCCCGAAGUCCAACGGAAGAUUUGGCUUCUAUUCGAAUAUCCCGAAACGUCGCAAUGGGCACGCGUAAUUGCUCUCAUCUCUGUCAUUGUUAUUCUUAUGUCGAUUGUCAUAUUUUGUCUCGAAACUCUUCCCAAAUUUAAACGCUAUCGCGUUCGACCAGCUGACAACACAUCUUAUGAUUCAUCUCGUUUAACUAUUGAAGAAGAUGACAUACCUGAACUUACUGAACCAUUUUUUAUUAUUGAAACAUGUUGUAUUAUAUGGUUUUCAUUCGAAUUGAUCGUUCGUCUCAUUUCAUGUCCAUUGAAACUUGUCUUUCUCAAAUCAAUGAUGAAUAUUAUUGAUAUAGUCGCUAUUGUACCUUAUUUCAUAACAUUAUUUACAAUCUUAGCUGAAGAAAAAACCAAAUCUAAUCAAGCGAUGUCACUAGCUAUUCUACGUGUUAUUCGUCUUGUUCGAGUUUUUCGUAUCUUUAAACUAUCGAGACAUUCAAAAGGCCUACAAAUCUUAGGUCAAACAUUACGUGCAAGUAUGCAAGAAUUAGCUCUAUUAAUAUUCUUUCUCUUCAUUGGUGUUAUCCUAUUCUCUUCGGCGGUCUACUUCGCUGAACAAGGUGAACCGGAAUCAUUUUUUAAAUCUAUACCUGAUGCAUUCUGGUGGGCAAUGAUUACCAUGACAACGGUUGGUUAUGGAGAUAUGAGACCAGUGGGUAUAUUUGGUAAAAUUGUUGGUUCGAUGUGUGCUAUUGCCGGUGUUCUUACGAUUGCUCUACCUGUUCCUGUUAUCGUAUCGAAUUUCAACUAUUUUUAUCAUCGAGAUAUUGAUUCUGAAGAGCAAAAAGAUAUCAAAUAUUCUAAUGGAGGAACAUGUACUCCACCACCUGGUGAUGCAGCAACAGAUCAGUAUACAUUAUCAGUGCCAGGAACGAAUCAUGGUGGAGGAACAUUGAAAGGAAAGAAAUCUAUCUCAUCAAUGGAUGCACAUUAUCAUUUGGAUGAAUCGGAUGCGUUUCUUCAUUCGUAUUCCGUUGCUGAAGAUGCUACUCAUCGUUCUCCAACGCCAAAUCAUAAAAAUGUGCGAACAUCUCCAACGCAACAGUUAACUCAAAGAAAGAUCUCAGCAACCAUCAAUAACAAUAGUUUACACACAUCGACUGAACCACUGAACGUUGAAACAGAUGUCUAG